Molecule: messenger RNA, 1317 nt
Organism: Neltuma alba
Lineage: Eukaryota; Viridiplantae; Streptophyta; Magnoliopsida; Fabales; Fabaceae
Product: bifunctional protein FolD 2
Exons: 6
Coding region: 1-1134 (377 amino acids)
Biological process (GO): tetrahydrofolate interconversion
Cellular component (GO): cytosol
Molecular function (GO): methenyltetrahydrofolate cyclohydrolase activity; methylenetetrahydrofolate dehydrogenase (NADP+) activity
Source: RefSeq, a predicted model, not a curated record
AUGGGGAUGAAAACCGAAUGCGCAUUAUUAUCUCAGUUUGUAUUCUGGACUGGCCGUGCUUCCCGUGCAACGCAGGGAGUACAAACUAAAAUGACUAUCAGCUCGACCAAACGUGACAUAGGGGCGGGGAGCCGAGGAUACGAUAUUACGAUUCAUGCGUUUUAUUUUUUCGCAGUCACAGACUUCACUGCCUGGCACCCGGCGUGGACAAUCUCUCGCUCCGUCUCAUCCACAAGCGUCGAUCACAUGGUAGCCACCGUCAUCGACGGCAAAGCCGUCUCCCAAGCCAUCCGAUCUGAAAUUUCCGGCGAAGUUCGCCUUCUCUCUCAAAAAUAUGGCCAGGUUCCGGGACUGGCAGUAGUGAUUGUAGGGAACAGGAAGGAUUCACAAAGCUAUGUGGGUAUGAAGCGAAAGGCUUGUGCUGAAGUUGGAAUCAAGUCCUUUGACGUAGAUCUUCCUGAGCAAGUAUCCGAGGCGGAUCUAGUCAAACAAGUCCACAUGUUAAAUGCCAAUCCUGAUGUACAUGGUAUAUUGGUUCAACUUCCGUUACCAAGGCAUAUAAAUGAAGAGAAAGUUUUGACGGAGAUCAGCCUUGAGAAGGAUGUGGAUGGCUUUCAUCCUUUGAACAUUGGCAAGCUUGCCAUGAAAGGCAGAGAACCGCUAUUUGUCCCUUGCACUCCCAAGGGAUGUCUUGAACUUCUCCACCGAAGUGGUGUGAGUAUAAAGGGCAAGAAGGCAGUUGUGGUUGGUCGCAGUAACAUAGUUGGAUUGCCAGUUUCAAUGCUUCUUCUUAAAGCAGAUGCUACAGUUACCAUUGUUCAUUCACACACAAGUGAACCUGAAAGAAUCAUCCGCGAAGCAGAUAUUAUAAUUGCAGCUGCCGGGCAACCAAUGAUGGUCAAGGGCAGCUGGAUCAAACCUGGAGCUGCAGUCAUUGAUGUUGGCACAAAUGCGGUUGAUGACCCAACUAAGAAGUCAGGUUACAGGCUUGUUGGAGAUGUAGAUUUUGAGGAAGCAUCUAAAGUAGCUGGAUGGAUUACUCCUGUUCCUGGUGGGGUGGGUCCAAUGACAGUCACAAUGUUGCUCCAAAAUACCCUGGAGGGAGCCAAGCGCAAGUUUGCGCUGAGUAAUUGACUUGAGAACUCAUCAACACCCUUUAGUUUGAGACCCCCUCCCCCCUCCGAAUUAGCGGACAAUCAUGUGAGAAUAAUUAUGACAUUAAUUUUACGAAUCCUUGGGUUUUGUUAAAGCAAAACAAGAUUCUGAUUCUUUCAUUCCCCUGCUCAAUUAGAUAGUGGAUAAACACAAAAUUUGAAG